Messenger RNA from Astyanax mexicanus (Mexican tetra), 4230 nucleotides. RefSeq names its product yippee-like 1 (gene ypel1). Bases 620 to 1219 code for a protein of 199 amino acids. The record is from RefSeq and is a predicted model, not a curated record. Lineage: Eukaryota; Metazoa; Chordata; Actinopteri; Characiformes; Acestrorhamphidae. The transcript has 5 exons.
GGAGACAUACGACCUAAAAAACACAGGCUGAAUCAGUGUGGUGUGAGAGGAGGUGUCUGCUGAAGACAGCAUCUUUGGGAGUGAAUUAAUCUGAUUUUUUUAGAUGCUCUGAAACAUAGAAUCAAGCAUUUUUCCUGCGGAUUUGCAUCAUUUUGCUUGGGUUAGGUGCUGCUAAAUAUAUAUAUAUAUAAAUUAAAUUUUCUUGCAUGGUGGAGGCGCUCGGCUCCAUCUUGGAGACUGGAGACUACGCAGCUUUCUCCUAAAGGCUUAUUUAUUCAUCUGUCAGGCUGUAUGAGUAAGAUCCAGCACUUCUGUGCAGCUGUUGAUGGAAGUGCAGGCUCCAAUCCUGUGCAGAAAAAAUCUGAAUGAAGACGGAGUGUCCUAAUGCUGGUGAGAAGAGGCAUAUAUACUACAGCAACAUUAACAGCAGGAGGAGGAAGCAGCAUUUGGACCAGCAGCAUCUUUUUAACUGCAUCAUCAUCUUUAAUAUUAUUGCCAUUAUUGUAAUAAAUCUAUUGAGGGGAAAAACUAAACUACUGAAAAAUAUGAUUAGAAACUGAAUUCAAGAACUACAAUACAUGCAUCCAGGUCGUGACACAUGCAGGACCAGAGCUCCUGAAUGAGAAGAUCCUUCUGCCCUGCUGCCCUGCUGUGGGGGGACACAAUCUCUCCACUUGCUAUAAUUAAGGUUGUUUUUUCUCCUGUGGUGUUUGUGUGGAGCGUGCCACACACCCACUCCACAACAACGACGGCUUUUGCUUGCAUCUUCCAGUGUUUCUUCUGUCAGCAAGUUCAGCAGAGCUGUAACUCAUCCAGCGCCAGCGCCGACGAGCCCAGCGAGGAGAACCACGACUGUGAGAUGGUGAAGAUGACCAAGUCUAAAACCUUCCAGGCCUACCUGCCCAACUGUCACCGCACCUACAGCUGCAUCCACUGCCGAGCACACCUGGCCAACCAUGAUGAGCUCAUCUCGAAGUCAUUCCAAGGCAGCCAGGGACGAGCCUACCUCUUUAAUUCAGUGGUGAACGUGGGCUGUGGUCCAGCAGAGGAGAGGGUUCUCCUCACAGGUUUACACGCUGUGGCAGACAUCUACUGUGAAAACUGUAAAACCACUCUGGGCUGGAAAUACGAGCAUGCGUUCGAGAGCAGUCAGAAAUACAAAGAGGGCAAGUUCAUCAUCGAGCUGGCUCACAUGAUCAAGGACAACGGCUGGGAGUGACCGCCGCCCACUUCCUCUUUGCUCAGUGACCUUUCGGGCCGCUCUGUAGCGGACUUCACAGAGUGACACAACACGCGCCCGCACACACACUCUCUCUCUACACACACACACACCAUCACCACCAUCACCACCAUCAACAUCACCAAAAACCACACCUCCACCUUCCUCAAACUCCGGCCCAAACUCCGCCCCCACGGCCCAGAACGGCCAAUAACGGCCCAGAACGUCCAGAUGGCUUGUUCUGAAAUUCAAACCAACGAACUCAAUGAAAGGGAAACAGACGGGCAAACAAACGAGGGGAAUCCACACUGAGAGACUCUCCACUCUCCACAUCUUCUGGUUCUACUGAGGACGGGUUCCAAACGUUCCUCAGAUUUCUCCAGAUGUUCUCAGACUCAGUUCUCAGACUGGUUUCGGGCCAUUUCGGUGUAUUUUGACCACUUGCUUGUGUGUCAUCAUCACCAUCACCCACUCCCCUCGUGAGCUGUUCCUAACGGUUUUACCACAAGACAGUGCUCAUCCACGUACACCCAUCUCUUCGCUCCUCUUCACUCCUUCGAGAUGAGAUCUUUUGCGAGAUUUUUGCGUGUGUGUGUGAACAAGAGAGAGAUUGAGUGUGUGAGUGUGUGUGUGUGUGUGUGAAAAAGUGUGUGAACCGUCGUUUCCUUUUAUGCAGGAAUUAACGAUUUCAAAGAAGUCCUCCCUGGUGGACUGAAGAUUAUCACAAUGAUUACAGUGAUGAUGAUGAUGAUGAUGAUGAUGAUGAUGGUGGUGAUUGUAAUGAUUUACGAUGCUAACGAUGAUGAUUAUUUACAAUGUUGAUGUUGAUGAUGAUGAUGUUACUGGUUAGCAUUCUUCACUCUCUCAGAGAUAGGCGGGUCUUCACUGAGCAUGCUCUCUGUCAGAUACUACGACAGAUUAAUUGAUUGAUGUUUUGAUGAAUCAGAUUUUGAUGAAUCAGAUUUUGAUGAAUCAGACUUUGAUGAAUCAGACUUUGAUGAAUCAUCCGGGUUGGGGGCGGGGCUAUGUAGCAGCAUCAUGGAUAUUAUUAUUGGACUGGGAUUGGGUCUGGGAAUGAGGGGCAGGCUCUUAUUGUUUGGGGAGGGCGGGGGUGAAGGGAAAGUAGGCGGAGUUUAAGCAUUGCAGUGGCAUUUUUUUCUUCAUGUUUUGUUUUUGUAUUUAUGAUAUAUCCCUGUAUCUACCUUUAUCUAUCAUAUUUGAGAUUUUUCUCUCAAUUUGUUUUUGUUUUACUUCUUUUUCACGGUCUCUUUGUUGGUUUCGUUUGUUUGUUUGUUCGUUCGUUCGUUCGUUUUUCUCUUCCUCCGAUCGAUGACUUCACUGUGCAAUCUGAAUUCGUGUGACCCUCCGGUACAGUAGAGUUUGACCCCCAUUGUGCAGGAGCUGUAAUUCCUGUCUUUAGCUGUAAUCUGGUGCUUUAGGCAAGAUCAUACGAAAAAAACAACGUGUAGCUUUUAGUGUUGAGGUGGCAUUUGUGGCAGGUUCCAUUUUUGCAUCAGUACUAUACUACGUGAAAGAAAAAAUUGUUUUUUUGUGUUUUUGUUCGUUUGUUUGUUCAUUUUUUUUAAAGAAAAAUGCUGUCGGAACGCACUGGACAGCAGGGGAACACUUUAACUGGUGUUUGUGUACCACAUACACACAACACACAACUCCCAUGAUCCCCCACAACACACACAAACACACACACACACACACUGUUUAAGUGGUUUCUGAUGAUUGGUUACAAGCGUUACAAAGACUUUACCGACAUAUUUUUCUUCGUACGAUCAUUUACAUUACUAAUGUGAUUGAUUUACGUAUGUGAGUGUGUGUGUGUAUGUGUGUGUUUGCGCUUAUGCAUAUGUUUGGCACAUGCAUGCAUGUUCUUAGCCAUGCAUGUAUGUGUGUGUGUGUGUGUGUGUGUGUGUGUGUGUGUAUAUUUGUUUGUAUGUAUGUAUGUUUGUGUGUAUGUAUGUAUGUGUGUGUUUUACGCAUUACGUUAUACGGCAUACUUGAAUGCAGUUACUUUGUUUGCACUUUGCAGAGGCCUUGUUCGUGGGUUUAGAGGCAAAAGUCUGUCUGUCUGUUCUUUCAUGGCCUUUUCAUUGACAAUGAUAAUAACGAUAACGAUGAUUGACAGCGAAGAUGAUGCUUAUGAUGAUGAUGAGAUGAAUGAUUGUACAUGAUGCUUUUGAAUGAACUUCAGGGUUUGGGUGAUUGCUGGCAUAAUCCUCUCCCUUUAGAUGUAGAUAAAACUCAACUCUGCUGCUUAUACCUUUCAGCAUUUUUGCUUCUGUUCACUCGAGUUCGCAAACCAUUUUUUUUACGAAGAUAUUCCGAGAUUUUAACUCAAUUUGGUCCGAAAUAUGGAUUAGAAGCAAAAAAAAAAAAAAGAAAAAAAAAAAGCCAAAAAUCGAAAGUAAAGUAAACUAAUAAAUAAAUAAUAAUCCAAGCCCCGCCUUAAAAAGGGGCGUGGCUAAGCGAAAACGACGUAUUGCUUAAGAUUAAAAAACAAAAUACAAAAAAACGUGCUGCUAUUUAAACCUAAUGCAAUCCGGAGCUUUCACUUUUUUACACCUCCUGCACUUUACCUGGGCUGUGUGAGCGUGAGAAUGCGAGAAUGCAAGAAUGCGAGAGCGCCAGUGUGUGUGAAAGGAUGAAUGCGCGAGUGUGACCUUUUACGUACUCCUCCUUCCACGUCUUUGCCUCUAAGCAGCAUGAAUCUUGUGCCUCUUCAAAAGGAUUUAAAAAAAAAAAUGACAGAAAAAAAGAAAUCCCUCCUCCCUCUCCUCUGUUGUGCAGUGCAUGACUCCAUUAAUAAAACCCAGCACACCUACGGUGGCCCGUAUGGGUCAGAAAACUCAAGAAAGAAAAAAAAAAAAGACAAGAAAAUGACCUCACAGGAAAUUUUAUCCACAGAGAAAUAUAUUCGGAAGUGUAAUAACUAGGGAUGCACUGAAUACUUGGCAACCGAAAUCAUUUUUAAUUCGUUUUUUUUUUUUUUUGUGUUAUUU